GGGAUGUGUUGCUUCACUGCGUGGUCGAUGCGAUUUUGGGCGCUUUGGGGCUUCCGGACAUUGGUCAGAUCUUUCCGGAUUCUGAUCCCAAGUGGAAGGGCGCCGCCUCUUCGGUCUUCGUGAGAGAAGCUGUCCCUUGUCGCUGUCGGCAGUUGAAUUGGCGUUGUAGACAGAGACCAUUGGCCUUGCGACAGUGGCUCAUUUAUACCGCUGUAGGCGACGGGCUGUCAGAUCUUUGGACACAAGCGUUCGCCUCUCUCCCCGUCCCUCCCUCCCUCCCUCAGCCGCUGUGCUCCUGACUGUGACUAUCUCUUCCAAAUCCGUUCCCCUUCCAAAUCCAUUCCCAGUCAAACGAGAAACAACAAAUGAAGUGACACAAUCCUCUCUCUCUCGAUACUCUUCCAUUGUUCGAAGCUUCUGUCUUCUGAAAUUUUCGUAUUACAACAAACUUUCUCUGCCUCUGUCUCAAGCUGCUGCUACUGCUGCUUUGCUUCUUCUUUGCUGCUAUAAAUGUCAAUCUUUCCGACAUUAUUGUUUCGUAAAAGCGAAUAGAAGAAGCAACAGAAGAAAAGGAUGGCGUUUUGGAGCAGCGGCGGAGUAGGAGGAUUUGUCGACACCGAGCUGUCGAAGAAGACGUCCAUCUUCGGCCUUAGGCUCUGGGUGCUCCUCGGUGUCUGCGUCGGUGCCGCCAUCGUCCUCGUUCUCUUCCUCUUCUCCCUCUGCCUCUCCUCCCGCCGCCGGAGCUCUCCUGCCCUCCCCUCCUCUGCCUCCGCUCCCGCCGCCGCCGCCGCCCGCAUAAAGAAGCCCCUCAGACUCCACCUCCGCGACUCCAACCCUCCUGUCUCCAAGGACAUCCCCGAGAUCCCCUUCCACUCUCUCGCCGCCCCACUUGCUCCCGCCAUCGACGUUCGGGUGGACCUCGGGAAGGCAAACCACCGCGCCGCGCUCGCCGACCACUUCCGCCCUCCGCCGGCCCCGCCUUCGGCGUCUACGACAGGGACGGCCAGCGGGGAAACCGUCGGCACUCCGUCGUCCACCGGCGGGGGCGGCCCGCCGGAGGUGUCGCCUUUAGGUUGGGGGCGUUGGUAUACGCUGCGGGAGCUGGAGGAGGCCACCGGCGGGCUCGCCGAGGAGAAUGUGAUCGGGGAGGGAGGCUACGGUAUCGUGUACCUCGGGAAGUUGGCCGAUAACACCCUCGUCGCCAUCAAGAAUAUGCUCAACAGCAGGGGUCAAGCGGAAAAGGAAUUCAAGGUUGAGGUCGAAGCAAUCGGUCGUGUGAGGCACAAGAAUCUGGUCAGAUUGCUUGGUUACUGUGUUGAGGGGGCCUAUAGGAUGCUUGUAUACGAGUAUUUGGAUAAUGGUAAUCUUGAUCAGUGGCUUCAUGGCGACAUCGGAGAAGUGAGUCCUUUGUCAUGGGAUAUCAGAAUGAAGAUAAUACUUGGAACCGCAAAAGGCUUGGCCUAUCUUCACGAAGGACUAGAACCAAGGAUUGUACACCGUGAUGUUAAAUCUAGCAAUAUACUACUUGAUCGACAGUGGAAUCCCAAGGUAUCAGAUUUUGGGCUGGCGAAGCUCUUGUGUUCGGAGAGGAGCUAUGUCACCACUCGUGUUAUGGGCACAUUUGGGUAUGUCGCUCCAGAAUAUGCUAGCACUGGAAUGCUGAAUGAAAGAAGUGAUGUUUACAGCUUCGGAGUACUUAUCGUGGAAAUCAUAUCAGGAAGAUCUCCUGUUGAUUAUUCAAGACCUUCUGGAGAGGUGACUUUGGUUGAGUGGCUAAAGACCAUGGUUGGUGACAAGAAAUCUGAGCAAGUAGUGGAUCCUAGGAUGCCCGAGAAACCAUGUCCCAAAGCACUGAAAAGGAUGAUUCUGGUGGCCCUCCAUUGUGUGGAUCCUGAUGCACAGAAACGACCAAAAAUGGGGCAUGUCAUCCACAUGCUCGAAAUGGAUGACUUGCUAGCUCGAGAUGAUCGUAAACUUGGGCGGAGAGCAUCUCCUGCUUUAUUAUCAGACAGACGCAAUACGAGAGGAGAGGAAAACUCGAGCAAUCAUCUUCAUAGGUCAAGAUAGCUAUGACAGAUAAGAAGUAGGUGACUGAGUUUAGGUUUGCUGCAUUUGCAAGUCACAUACUUCUUCCAAUUUGGCCAUACUUUAUUGUUGCAUUCUUAAUCUGGGAUUUGAAACCUGCAAGGAGUUGAUAAUUUCUCAUGCAUUGUCUAAAAGAAAAGUUCAUUUUGUGAUUACAGUCCAUAAUUUAUUAUAAAAACAGAAGUUACACAUCAAGCCAA
Molecule: messenger RNA, 2285 nt
Organism: Musa acuminata AAA Group (dessert banana)
Lineage: Eukaryota; Viridiplantae; Streptophyta; Magnoliopsida; Zingiberales; Musaceae
Product: probable serine/threonine-protein kinase At1g01540
Exons: 8
Coding region: 574-2067 (497 amino acids)
Biological process (GO): protein phosphorylation
Molecular function (GO): ATP binding; protein kinase activity
Source: RefSeq, a predicted model, not a curated record